This is a messenger RNA of Drosophila willistoni, 2291 nucleotides long. RefSeq lists its product as uncharacterized. The transcript is spliced from 5 exons. The coding region runs from base 170 to 1852 and encodes 560 amino acids. The record is from RefSeq and is a predicted model, not a curated record. NCBI's taxonomy places the organism in Eukaryota, Metazoa, Arthropoda, Insecta, Diptera, Drosophilidae.
AUGUGUAAAAUAGGAUGUAGAAUUGAACCUCAAAUAUUAUUGGUAGGAAUAAUGUGCCCAGACUGCCAUUAUAACCAUAUGCUAACAGGUGAACCAAUAAUAAUGAUAACAGGUGUCCGCUUGGUCCGGCGUCCAAAAACCUUUCCUCGACCAAAGACCAAGGUUGAUAAUGCAAGCACUUCAACUGCGAUUACUCUUCAAUCGGCAUUAUUUGUGUAGGAGUUUAACUCGUCGCCGGUUCCAGAGCCAACGAUAUGUGGUCCAUCAGAGCAAUAAGCAGGACAGCAGUUCCUGGCGUUCAUUGCCCAUCGCACGAUUCAGUUUAUUGGCCUUGGGUAGCGGAGCCAUUGCCUACGAUGGUUUGGUAAAUGAGUUCACCUACUGCGGAGCUGCUGUGCGCUUUGUGCGUUCCUUGAAGACAGCUAGCCUGAUAGCCGCCGAUUAUAUGCUCCUUAACGAUAAUGAUGUGCAAUAUGAGAGCAAGCUGAAAGCAUUGCAUCAAAAGAGUGCCGAUCGUCUGCUAGAGACAUGUCUGCUUAAUGGUGGACUCUAUAUUAAAGUUGGUCAGGGAUUUGCCGCCAUUAAUCACAUAUUGCCAGUGGAGUACACGAGGACAUUGUCCAAAUUGCAGGAUAGCUGCCUGCCCACCCCAUCGUCCGAUGUUCAAAAAGUGUUUCAAAAAGAUUUUGGUCUGUUGCCCGAAGAGAUCUAUGUUGAUUUUGAUUAUAAACCCGUGGCUGCUGCCAGUUUGGCUCAAGUAUUCAAGGCCAAGCUGCCCAAUGGUGAGCAGGUGGCAGUGAAAGUACAAUAUAAUGAUCUGCAGAAGCGUUUCAUUAGCGAUCUGGGUACCAUCAUAUUUUUACAGGACAUUGUUGAGUUUUUCUUCAAGGACUACAAUUUCGGUUGGAUUCUCAACGAUUUGCGCAAGAAUCUUGUCCAAGAGUUGAAUUUUAUUCAAGAGGGUAAAAAUGCAGAACGUUGUGCCAAAGACUUAAAGAAAUUUGAUUUUGUCCGUGUGCCCCAAGUCCAUUGGUCACAUACGAAAACGCGAGUGCUCACCCUGGAAUGGAUGGAUGGCUGUAAGAUAAGUGAUAUUAAAUCGAUAAAGGCGCAAAAUCUCAGUUUACAUGAUAUUGAUGUGAAACUGUUUCAAACGUUUUCCGAACAAAUCUUUUACAGCGGAUUCGUCCAUGCUGACCCCCAUCCUGGCAAUAUUUUUGUACGUCCAAAUGCCAAAGGACGAGCGGAUAUAAUAUUGCUAGAUCAUGGCCUAUAUGAGGAACUACCAGCCGAAGUACGUGGACCGCUUUGCGAAUUCUGGGAAGCCACUGUAUUACGCAAUGAAGCCAAAAUGAAGACGGCAGCUCAAAAGAUUGGCAUUGCUGAUUAUAUGCGCUUUGCCGAGGUUCUCUUUCAGCAGCCCAUACGUAUUCGAGGCGGACGUAUACGCAGUAAAUUGAAUCAGGAAGACAUCGAAUACAUGCAAAUGGUGGCCAAAAAGAAUUUUGAAUUGAUUAUGGGUACCCUUAAAGAAAUGCCACGCAGCAUGCUCUUUGUGGUACGCAAUCUGAACACGGUGCGUGCCAUUAGCCAUCAGCAUGGCGAUGUUGUGGAUCGUCCUCGUAUCAUGGCUCGCUAUGCCCAACGUUGCCUUUACAAUAAACAAUCGCCCAUUCAAUAUGUGCGCUGGCUAUGUCAUCGCAUUUAUUUUGAAUAUUGCAUGUGGUUGACCACCUUUAAGAUGCAGCUAAUCAAUUGGUAUUUCAAUGUGCUCUAUCUGUUGGGCCGUGCUCCAGCUUCGGCAAAAACAAUAAUGCAAGAUUUACUUAAUCCCGAUCAUUUAAAUCAUUAAUCAUUGUCGGACAAUUUGGUUCACCUGUUUUAUUUCCCUGUCUCUUUCUCUAUCUGUCCUUGACGUAUGUAAUUUUAUUAGUUUUGAAGUAGCAAAAUUUUAGUUUACCGAUGAAAUUAAAUGCAAUAUUAAUCAUGGUCUGUGUGUGUGUGUGUUUAUGUGUGUUACUUUAAAAGAACUGAAAGAAGCAAUAUCAUCAUAAUUUAGAAGGCAUUUUUUUUUUUUUAAAUUAUGGUUAUAUUGAAUCUGCAGCAUUUUUUUAUCCUAACACAUAUUUACACUCACAAUUUGUUGUGAAUAAUAGAAAAUGAGGCAUUAGCCUAAUUGUGUCUGUGUAUAUUUUGUUAUUCAUUCCAAAAUAAUAAACCUUGAAGGCCUUAUUUAUUAUAUAUUGUUAAAUACUAUGUGUACAAUUAAAGAUGAAAUUUCUACAUGAAAA